Megalopta genalis is the source of this 971-nucleotide messenger RNA. It is a transcript of the gene REG, whose product is annotated as proteasome regulator gamma. The record is from RefSeq and is a predicted model, not a curated record. Gene Ontology annotation, biological process: regulation of G1/S transition of mitotic cell cycle; positive regulation of endopeptidase activity; regulation of proteasomal protein catabolic process. Gene Ontology annotation, cellular component: proteasome activator complex; nucleoplasm; cytoplasm. Lineage: Eukaryota; Metazoa; Arthropoda; Insecta; Hymenoptera; Halictidae. Gene Ontology annotation, molecular function: endopeptidase activator activity.
UUCUGAUUUGAUGGCGUAGUAGGAACAUGCACGACUACUUCCUGUUUGAAGUUGUACGUUACAACAAAGAGGCAGGGUGGUUAUAUUUUAUAAAGUGUUUUUUUGUGUAAAAUAUAUAAUGGCAGAUACAACAGCACAGAAGUUUGUCUUACAGGUUCAAGAAUACAAAGAUUCUCUUAAAACUAAGGCCGAGCAACUGCUGUUAAAAGGAUUUCCCGAGAAGAUCGUUAAAUUAAACGAAUUAUUGGAGACACCUGGAUUUUGUAACAGAAAACUAUCGGAUGUCCAUCAAGAUUUAAACGUGCCUAUUCCAGAUCCAAUAAUUCUGAAUCAUUCCGAAGAUGUACCUCCUACAAAGAAAGUGAAAGUAGACAAUAGCAUAGACAAUACUAGUGGAACCAAAGUGAUGGUAUUAACAAAUGGACCCGUACUUUGUAACAAGCCUCUAUGCGAUCUGAUUUGCAUAGUUAAGCCCUAUAUUCGACAACUGCUGGAAGACUCUAACUUGUUGAAAAUGUGGGUUUCCUAUCUAAUUCCAAAAAUAGAAGAUGGAAAUAAUUUUGGAGUGUCUAUUCAAGAAGAUACGCUGGCUGAAAUACAAUCCGUUGAAAGCGAAGCUGCCGCAUUUUUCGAUCAAAUAUCUAGGUAUUUCAUCUCUAGAGGAAAGGUCAUCAGUAAAGUUGCAAAGUAUCCACACAUUAGCGACUAUAGAAGGGCAGUCCAAGAAUUAGAUGAGAAAGAGUAUGUGAGUUUGUGGUUAGUUAUGUGUGAAGUCCGUAAUCGUUAUUGUUCUCUACAUGACUUGGUAAUCAAGAAUUUGGAGAAGAUCAAAAAACCUCGUUCUUCUAAUACGCAAUCCUUGUAUUAAACUGCAGACUAUACAUACUAUUUAUACCUGAUAUUGUACAGGACGAUAAUGAAAAAAAAAACAACAAAAAGAAACCAAGAAAAACAUUCGCGACAUAAGAAAA